This is a messenger RNA of Drosophila willistoni, 932 nucleotides long. Its product is annotated as G patch domain-containing protein 11. Gene Ontology annotation, molecular function: nucleic acid binding. Bases 60 to 854 code for a protein of 264 amino acids. The record is from RefSeq and is a predicted model, not a curated record. Gene Ontology annotation, cellular component: kinetochore. The transcript is spliced from 2 exons. Lineage: Eukaryota; Metazoa; Arthropoda; Insecta; Diptera; Drosophilidae.
CACAUAAAAAAGUAAACAAAUUAUUUGGCAAUUAAUCAUUACUAUUUUUUUAAUUGAAAAUGUCUGAUUCGGAUGAAGAUUACAUGUCGGAUAAGUUUUUGGCGGGGCUGGAGGAACAGCGUCCCAGUUUGGUACACUCUCGUGUCAAUAAACGCCGUAUCGAAGUUGAAAAAACUAAAGAAGAUCAUCGGAAACGGCAACGCGAACAAGCCUCUAUGUCCAAGAACCUUAACAAUGAGCGACUGCAAGAGGACUUGAGUCGUCCAAUAUCCGAAGACAACAAGGGGUUUCAAUUGCUGGCAAAAAUGGGAUAUAAAGCGGGUUCCAGUCUGGGCAAACAGGAAAAGAAUGGUCGCAUCGAACCCAUUGGAAUAAGCAUUAAAAAUGAUCGCGCAGGUCUGGGUAGAGAAAAGGCCAUUGCGGAUCUUGCUGCCAAAAGACUAGAGCUAAGACAAGCACAUCUUUUGGAAAAAGCUGGAAUUCAGAGUGGUGAGGAAAUCACCACAGAAGCAUACAGACGAAGAGCCACCCAAAAAGCAGAGGAAAGAAAGCUUAUAUUUGAUGUAAAACGAUGUCAGCAAACGUGUGAAUCUUUGGAUCUGGAGGCAGGGAUUCAACAGCCAGACUUACCAUGUUUUUGGCCACCCAAACCACAAGAAGAAAAGGAAUCGGACGAAGAGGAGGUUGAAACAGAAGACACCGACGAGGAAUCUUACAGUCCAAUGGAACAACUGGACAUGCUCACCUCUUAUCUUCGUACCUCUUAUAAUUUUUGUUACUGGUGUGGGACCCAUUAUGAAAGUAGUGAUGAUUUAGUUCGCAAUUGUCCUGGGACCACAAAGGAUGAUCACUAGAAAUGUCAUUAUUGCUAGGAGAAUAUAUGUAAUGAUAAGUAAAUCGAUGUAAAUAAAAAAGCGAAGGAAAUAGUCAGA